CCUAUUCACACAUUUUUGGGGGUGAACUUACCCUCUGUUAUUCACUGAUUUUGUCAAAAUAAAGUGUUUGUUUGGCAAUAAAAGUAUUUUUUUGGAGGCAAUUUCUGUGGAUUCACCUAGCUGCAGAUUUUUUGGGGAACCUAUCCUCCUAUUAGCUCUUUUUUUGUGCCCAGGUCAAAGGAAUACUUUUGGAGGUAUAAUUACCUGUUGGAUUUUUUGGGGGGAGCCCAUCAUCAGUUAUUUGCUGAAAAACGAUCUGUUUGCUGAUUUUUUUGGGGGGUACUUAUCCUGUUAUUCACCGAAAAUCGCACCAAUUUAUUGUUAUUUUGGCGCCAUCUUGGUGGAUUCACCUAUGCUCAGAUUUUUUAGGUAACCUGUAAGUUAUUCACUGAAAAACUCACUUUUUGCAGUUUCUGUAAAAAAAAAAACUAAAAAGAAUUAUCAGCUUUGGCGCCAUCUUGGUGCCAAGACAAUAUGUUGAAGUCAAUUGAGAAGCUUCAUUUAAACAAAAAGUGGUGCUUUGGCAUCAAUUUGUGGAGUUUUGGCACCAAGGACCCAUGUUAAAGUGAGUUGAAGAGUUUCAUUUAGACAAAAGCAGUGCAUUGCUGGCAUCUUGGUGCCAAAGAACUAUGCUGAGGUGAGUUGAGGAGUUUCAUUUAGAAAAAUCUAGUGUUUUGCCGCCAUUUUGUGGCAUCUACAAUUAUAAACCUUCGGACUUCAGCUUUAAUUAUGCACAUUUGUAGAGACAAUUUGGACUGAAAAAGCCAAAGAACGAGUAAACAGUGUGGUUCCAUUCAACAUGCCAAGACGUUUACUGUCGAAAACUCCCAUGGUCCUUGUGGGAUAAAGCCAAAGAAGAAGCAAAUAGAAGAAAAAGAGGAGCGAGAGCAGUUCACCUGGUUCAUUAUAAAUAGUUGAGGAGAGGCUGCAAGGCGACACUGCGAGUGAUUCUUCUUCCGUAACUGGACACUGGUGCUGCGAACCAUUUGGGGAGGUGACCACUGAAGUCCUCCUUUUGUUCCUCCUCCUACUGCUUCUUCUUCACCCGCGGGGCAUCACUUCCAGACUUUGCAACUCUCUGUGGUUCUUCAUUUUUUUUUGGGAUAUAUCCUGUAGCUCAGCCUGUGUGCAUUGGUGUGUGUAUUUGGACGUCAGCGACAACAUGUCUGCCUCGGUGGAGGCCCGCCUUAAAUUGAUACUGCUGGCCCUUCUCGUGGUGCUUCAAGCGGGCGCUUGCGCGGGGGCGUGCGUGGAGGUGGACUCAGACACGGAGGCGGUAGCCAACCGAGGAUUCAAGCUGGGCUGCAUCUCGUGCAAGAGGAGGGGCGAGGUCAAGGCCACGGCCGCCGUCACUUGGCUCUUCAAGGCCCUCAACGACGACGACUUCUCACACUUGUACAGCUACGAGGAUGAGCACGGCUCGAUUCUGGACGAGCGCUUCGAGUCACGCGUGCAGUGGCGCGGCAACAGACAUACGCUCGACCUCCAGGAUGGCUCCAUCUACAUCGCCAACGUGACCUUCAACGACACGGGCACGUACAUGUGCGUCUUCAGCCGUGUGCUCGUCUACGACGACUACACCUUCCACACCAACACAAGCAAGAUCAUUAAUGUACGCGUGGUGCCCACAGUGAUGCGAGGGAUCGCGUCCAUCCUGUCUGAGGUGAUGAUGUAUGUGUCCAUAAUCGGUCUGCAGCUGUGGCUUGUGGUGGAGAUGAUCUACUGUUACAGGAAGAUCUCAGCCGCCGGCGAGGAGGCCUUGAGGGAGAGCGCCUUGGGAAAGUGCUGGCGCAGGGACGGAUUCUCACAUCCACCUUCAGUGUCACCGUCGCCUCCACAACACACCAAGAUGCGAGAGUGACGCUCCGCUCGACACACUUUAUGCAAAUCUACAACAAACAACACUUUGUGUGUGCGUGUGUGUGUGUGUGCGUGCCAGCGUUUAAGGGCUUGCUUACAAAUUGCAUACUGCUCAAACAAAGAACACCAUUCCUUCUUGGAAUGCGGUGCAAGCAAAAUAAAUAAAUAAAUAAAAAGUAAUUAAUUAAUGUAUAAAUUGAACAUAAUGGCAGUCUAAAAAUAUUUGCCUGGUAAAAAAAAAAAAAAAAAGUAGAAAUAUGCCUAUUAAAAGUUUCUUACAAAAUUUUAUUAAACUAAAUUUACAACCGGUACUGUUUUCUUGAUUUAAAAUUGACUUCAUUCACUUUGUUAACUUUUCACAGGUUGUGUGAGAAGCUCUAAACCAAAAUAUUAUCUCCACAUAGUAUUACUGAGCACUUCAUGAAAAUUUCAUUUUUUUUUUUUUUUACUAAUUUCUUGAUUUUAAAUUAAAUUCUAUUAAAAUAUUUUCACUUACUGCUUUUUGAAAACCCGAAACCAAAGUAUUAUUAUUAUUUCAAUAUAUUUGCUGACAUGUUAAUCAAAUUUUACUUGUUUACAUUUUGAAAAACUAUUUCUACAGUAUAUUAAACCUAAUUUAAUACAAAAAUGUUCACUUCUCACUACUGUCUGAAAACUGCUAACAAAUUCAAUGUUUUUCAUUAUUUCCUGAGGUAUAUACAAAACUUUAAAAACAUUUUUAUGUAUUUUCCGUUUAUCCUAAAAAAAAAAAAGUUUGUUUAUUUUUGAUUUUUAAAAAUGAAAAAAAGAGUAAUAAGGCAGUAUUUUUGAAGAUUUAUAUAUUACAAUAUAUUAAUAUAAAAUAUUUUAGAUGACUAUUUGUUUUGGGGGGGGGGUGGGCUUUAAAACGUACAAGUGACCUGAGUCAUACAUGACGUGCAUGCAGACUAUUCAACAACAUGCACACACACAUUUCAUUGCCGUCAAUCACACAAACUUUCCAUAGAUGAUUGUUCCACAAAAGCAUGUCCAAUGUCAGUGUGCCUCCACAAAGGAAAUGUGUUCAAGAGCCUUGUUGCAAGUCUCCCCUGUUUGGAUGAUCACUCUUGUGGCCACCAUUGUAUUACAUCAAUGGUGGCCACGAGAGUGUAGCAAAACGCUCCCAUCAGAUAAGAAAAACCCGGGGGCGGGUUGGGUGGGAGGAAUAAAUAAAUUAAAAAAAGACUGACAAUGGGAAAUCUCCUAAUCGUAAUUUUGAUUAAAUGGUAGUAAUGGUGAAAUAACAGUGUCUCAUCUACAAAUACAAUACACUGUGGUACAUUGAUUUACAAGUUUUAUCGGCCCAAGCUCAUAACUCAAUUUAUUCGUACAGUAAAUACAUUUUCUAAUGAAUUGUAAUGCCAUGAAUACACUCCAGCCAACAAAAACACACCACUUUUUUUGUUUAGUGAUUUUUAUAAAAAUAAAUAACACUGCAUUGUAUAUAAAAAAAAGAAUUAAAAAGAAUAACAAAAUAAACUGUUUUCAUUGUGUUAUAUUACUACUUUGUACUGUAGUGUUCGGGUGUUGAUGUACUGUAUACCUUUAAGGGGCGUCACCUACAAACUUAAUUGACCAAUGCAAAGGAAUUAUAACUUAG
Messenger RNA from Phyllopteryx taeniolatus (common seadragon), 3478 nucleotides. RefSeq names its product sodium channel, voltage-gated, type I, beta a (gene scn1ba). NCBI's taxonomy places the organism in Eukaryota, Metazoa, Chordata, Actinopteri, Syngnathiformes, Syngnathidae. The record is from RefSeq and is a predicted model, not a curated record. The coding region runs from base 1163 to 1861 and encodes 232 amino acids. Gene Ontology annotation, molecular function: sodium channel regulator activity. Gene Ontology annotation, biological process: cardiac muscle cell action potential involved in contraction; sodium ion transport; regulation of heart rate by cardiac conduction. The transcript is spliced from 5 exons. Gene Ontology annotation, cellular component: voltage-gated sodium channel complex.